AUGGGAUCUUCUUAAGUUGUUUACUCGAUUAUUUUGAACCACAAAAAAAAAAAAAGGGUGAUUGACUAAGUACUUUAUGUUUUAGAAUUGAUAAUAGAUCUCAGUCAACUUAAUUACAAAAUUAGUGGAACUUUAAAAGGAAAAUACAUUACAGGAAAGUCUAUUAAGAACUCCUUACAUAGAUAGAUUUUGUUAUUUGCUAAAACAUAUGGAUCGUUGAACACUGCCACACUGUGCUAAAUAUAGAAAAAAAAAGACAUUAGUCCUGAUACAAUACCCCUAGAAUAGUAAAAGUAUUGAAAGCAUCUUAAUUAACUAGACACAGGAUCCUUAAAGAAUGUAAACAUGUGACUCUCAAAUUGUAACUCAAUUAAACAUAUAAGUGUUGCUUGAUCAAUAUUAUGGUUAAUCUUAAUAAGGUUGAAGCCAUAGCAUUAGGUGAGCAUGGGCGACAAUAAUAAAGUGAUUAUAGGAGACCAAAUGAUGUCUUAUUUGACUUUUGUAAACUCAAAGACUGAAAGGUUUUCGAAUCUUAAUUUAAAACACAAAAAAUUUAAGAAGGUCCAAUGCUGGAUAACUACUGUAACCCACUCAAUAAGUAAUAAGGAUUAAGAAAACAAGGAGCUGUUAAUUAAUCAAACAUGAAGUUUGUAGAAUAUAAAUUUCUUAACUUUCAAACUUUAAUGUAAAUACUAGUUUAAAAUAAUAGCUGUUAAUAUUUGAAUAAAAAUUCAAUCGAAACAUCUUUACACACAGAAAAAGAGAAGUUUCGAUCAAAAUAUAUGUUCUAAAGAUUGUAUCAAAGCCAAUUCUAAUUUUUCAAAGAAAACUUGGAUAAUUAUGAGCAAAUUUUUUUUUGGAAUAAAAGGGUCUGGGGUGGUCAGUGCGUUUUGGUAGAUAAUUUACAACAGAAAAUGGUUAGCCACAUAAGAUUUAUUAAAUAAAUACGUCAAGAUUUGUGUUUUAGGUAAUUUAUCUUGUUUUAUUUUAGAGACAUAAAAUUCAGCUUAAUCUCUUUGUCUAGAAUGGAGGUCUUGUUCAGAUCCUGA
Molecule: messenger RNA, 1049 nt
Organism: Paramecium octaurelia
Lineage: Eukaryota; Ciliophora; Oligohymenophorea; Peniculida; Parameciidae
Source: the annotation of a GenBank genome assembly